Molecule: messenger RNA, 2085 nt
Organism: Leptonychotes weddellii (Weddell seal)
Lineage: Eukaryota; Metazoa; Chordata; Mammalia; Carnivora; Phocidae
Source: RefSeq, a predicted model, not a curated record
AGUAGGUCUCCUAGGCGGAAACCAGAGCCGAGUGUGUGUUUUUCCCAGGGUGUCCCGCGCUGCUGUCAUGGCCGCGUCCAAGUGACGAUGUCUGCACAUGGACUUCUAGAACCCCUUUUGGCUGCAGCGAUAUCCAGAGUGAUGUGGAUACCGGAGCUGGCAGUUUUGAGGGGCUUCCCCACUGAGGCUGAGCGGCAGCAAUGGAAGCAGGAGGGAGUCGCCGGUUCAGAGAGUGGAUCUUUCUUAAAAUUGCUGCUUGAAGGGAAUUAUGAGGCCAUAUUCUUAAAUUCAUUGACUCAAAAUAUUUUUAACUCAACAACUAUGACUGAAGAAAAGAUGGACAGCUACCUGGAGAAGCAGAUAGUAACAUUCCUGGAUUACUCAACAGAUUUGGACACAACUGAAAGACAACAGCUGAUAUUCCUAAUUGGUGUAAGCAGUUUGCAACUUUUUGUUCAGAGUAACUGGACGGGGCCUCUCGCUGAUUUACAACCUCAGGAUUUUUUGCCAUCUAUUUUAUUCCAGCAAUUCAGUGAGGUCAAAGGACUAGAUGCAGUUGUUCUGAAUCUGCUUGUUCUAGAUGGUGAAUCAGUCUACAGCCUGACCUCAAAGCCUAUUCUGCUCUUAUUAGCGCGAGUUAUUCUAGUGAAUGUGAGACAUAAACUGACGGCUAUUCAGAGCUUGCCGUGGUGGACUUUGAGAUGUGUGAGUGUUCACCAGCAGAUACUGGAGGAGCGCUCCCCGCAGCUCUCUGCUCUUGCUGGAGACUGUAUCGAGGAAGUGAUGAAACUAGAGGAUCUGUUUGUAGGUGCUUCUGGUCAGUAUUUGGCUAUUCAAUUCCAUCUGGAGUGUGCAUAUAUAUUUUUAUAUUAUUAUGAAUAUACAAAAGCGAAGGAUCAGUUCAACAUUGCUAAAGACAUCAGCAAAUUACAAAUUGAUUUGACAGGUGCUUUGGGGAAAAGGACACGGUUCCAGGAAAAUUAUGUGGCACAACUUAUUCUAGAUGUAAGAAGGGAAGGGGAUGCCUUUUCACAUUGUGAAUUCAGUCCAGUACCUACUCCUCAGGAACAUUUAACCAAGCAUUAUACCCCUUUUUCACAUUUCAUUUACAUAAAAGUUGAAUGCAGUCCUCUAGUCCUCUUGUUCGGCGCAAAUUUCCAAAAGAAUAACCCAGUGCAUAAGUUGACUGAAGAGGAGCUGCUGACAUUUACGUCGUUUUUGCUUUCACAACCAAAGUUUUGGGCCAUUCAGACAUCAGCCUUGAUCCUCCGGACCAAACUUGACAGAGGAAGCGCACGCCGAGUGGAGCGCGCAAUGAGGCAGACACAGGCUCUUGCAGACCAAUUUGAAGAUAAGACUACAUCUGUAUUGGAACGUCUGAAGAUUUUCUAUUGCUGUCAAGUACCCCCUCACUGGGCCAUUCAGCGCCAACUUGCACGUUUUCUCUUUGAGCUGGGAUGCACGAGUUCAGCCCUUCAGAUAUUUGAGAAGCUAGAAAUGUGGGAAGAUGUUGUCAUUUGUUACGAGAGAGCUGGGCAGCAUGGGAAGAAAAUUUGUCUCUAUGUGUUUGUUGUCUCUAUGUGUUUGAAUGACUUUGACCUUUUGUCUUUGCAGCUGGGGGUGUGGUUUUCUCUUGGCUGUGCCUAUUUGGCCUUGGAAGACUACGGAGGUUCUGCGAAGGCAUUUCAGCGUUGUGUGACUCUAGAACCCGACAAUGCUGAAGCUUGGAACAACUUAUCAACUUCCUAUAUCCGAUUAAAACAAAAAGUAAAAGCUUUUAGAACUUUACAAGAAGCCCUCAAGUGCAACUAUGAACACUGGCAGAUCUGGGAAAACUACAUUCUCACUAGCACUGAUGUUGGGGAAUUUUCAGAAGCCAUUAAAGCCUAUCACAGACUCUUGGACUUACGAGACAAAUACAAAGAUGUUCAGGGAGAAAGCAGUGCCUUUGAGAAGAGCGGGGUUGGCAAGGGCCGGGUGCGCCCGGCACACAGCGGCGCCUCCCUGGAAGCCGUUGUGGUGGCAGAGCUGGUGUGCGCAGAGCUACACCCGCAGAGGCCGCAGAGAUCGCCCCCAGUCCUGUGA